UGGCGUCCACUACUACAGUGAUUCACGACCCUUCGGGAGAUAUCGACCUUUCUAUCUACACAGAGGAAGAAAGAAUAGCAAUUCUAUCUGUAUUAGAAAAAGCGAAGUCUUUUCAAAAGGAGGAGGAAAAUAAGUUUAGGCAACCAAUGGAAGGUCAGUUGAGUAAAUGGACCAAUUAUGUUAAAGGUUGGCAAUACAGAUGGUUUACCAUAGACCCUGAUACUGGAGUAUUAGACUAUUAUGUGGAUAAAGAAAAGAAAAAACAAGGACCAAGAGGGUCUGUCAACCUGGCUGGUGCUGUGGUGUCCCCCAGUGAUGAAGACUCUUUCACAUUUAGCGUCAAUGCUGUGAAUGGGGAUAUCUUUAAGCUUAGAGCUAACGAUGCAAAACAGAGACAACAUUGGAUUAAUACCCUCCGGAGUGUGGCAGAGUUUCAUGCUCGUAACAUGGCGCAGGUCGCUGAAGUACAAAACGAAAAUCUCCAAACAGUGAAUCUAGAGCCUUUGGACAAAUCAAAAACAAGCAAACCCACCCCUCCCAGUGAAGAAGCAAAGCGUAGUCCAGACAUGAGGCACUUCAGGUCUCACCGAAGCCAAAGCUCGGCUCGUUCUCAGAGUAAAACAGAUAAAGCAAGUAGCGGUGGAGAUGAAAAGAUGUCUUGCUGUGAAAGGGCUUUAGAGAACAUGGAUACGGCGUUGGUAUCUCAAGUACCUUUGGAUGAUGAAGAGGAAGAUAAGGUGGUCUACAGCACAGGAGAGGAGCCUGAUAACCAAAGCGUAGAAGAACAUAAAAGCGUUAUUCUACAUCUGAUGUCCCAACUGAAACUUGGCAUGGAUCUAACAAAGGUUGUCCUCCCCACAUUCAUAUUAGAGCCGCGGUCUUUACUAGAGAUGUAUGCAGAUUUCUUCGCUCAUCCUGAUUUAUUUAUCAGUAUACCUGACGGUGUCACAGCAGAAGACAGGAUGUUGGCAGUUUUAAAAUUCUUUUUGACUUCAUUCCAUGUGGGAAGAAAGGGUGCUCUUGCCAAGAAACCGUACAAUCCAAUCUUAGGUGAAACAUUCAGUUGCUCCUGGGACGUGCGAGAGGCGUGUAGUACAGGAGUUGAAAGAAAUCCAUUGAACACAGCUAACGACGUCUCAGCCAGUGAAGAUGAUCGAACGGUCAGGUUUUUUGCGGAACAGGUAUCCCAUCAUCCACCAGUGUCUGGUUUCUACGCCGAGUGUCCGCACAAGAAAAUAUGUUUCAAUGCUCAUUUAUGGACGAAGUCGAAAUUUUAUGGCAUGUCAAUCGGAGUAAACAAUAUUGGGGAAGCUGUGAUAUCGUUGAUAGACAAAGGCGAGGACUAUCAUUUCACCUUCCCUAAUGCUUACGGCAGGUCAAUUCUGACAUUCCCUUGGGUAGAACUUGGUGGCAAGGUUCACAUAACGUGUGCAAAAACAGGCUAUAACUCGUCAGUUACCUUCCACACGAAGCCCUUCUAUGGCGGCAAAUUGCAUCGUAUAACAGGAGAAGUUAAGAACACAGCGACAGGAAAAGUCAUCUGUAAAGUGAACGGCGAGUGGAACGGCAAAAUAGAAUUUACGUACACCAGUAACCAGGAGACGCCUUCGGCGAUUGACACAAAAACCCUCAAAAUCUUCCACAAGAGAGUGCGACCUGUUUCCAAACAAGAGAGCUACGAGUCUAGAAAGUUGUGGAAAACUGUGACGGAUUCAUUGAAAUCGAGAAACAUUAAAGCAUGUACUGAAGCUAAACACCUGUUAGAAGAAAGACAAAGAAGAGAAGCAAGAGAAAGAGCAGAGUCUGGGGAGGAGUGGAAAACAAAGAUUUUUCAUCGUCAUGGCGACGGGUGGCGGUUCAACAAUCAUUUAUCGUUACGAGAGUCAGAAAGUAGUGAGUCAACCGACGCCAAGAGUUGAGACAAAAAAUGAUGUAGUUUUUAGGGACUAUGAUAAACUUAUCUUGGGAAUGAGUCAUUCCUAGAGACUGUAAAAGCAAAAAAUGCUGAUAAACGUUCGAAGGAAGAAGAGAAAAAAAUCAAUAUUUUUUGCAGAGUUCGAUAAUUCAAUAUGGCGGCUCUGACGUCACACGCACGCGCAGAAUACAUAAACUAAUUAUCUAAACACGUUAAUAAUCAGGCACUCUAGCAACACGAAAAAAAAAAUCUAUUGUUCAUAUAAAUUGCAAUUGAUGUCACGAUAUUUCAA
This is a messenger RNA of Actinia tenebrosa (Australian red waratah sea anemone), 2207 nucleotides long. RefSeq names its product oxysterol-binding protein-related protein 11. Gene Ontology annotation, cellular component: membrane; cytosol. Lineage: Eukaryota; Metazoa; Cnidaria; Anthozoa; Actiniaria; Actiniidae. The record is from RefSeq and is a predicted model, not a curated record. Gene Ontology annotation, molecular function: sterol binding.